This is a messenger RNA of Eimeria maxima, 1248 nucleotides long. RefSeq lists its product as hypothetical. Lineage: Eukaryota; Apicomplexa; Conoidasida; Eucoccidiorida; Eimeriidae. Bases 1 to 1248 code for a protein of 415 amino acids. The record is from RefSeq and is a predicted model, not a curated record. The transcript has 3 exons.
AUGCGGGCGCGUGAAGGAGGGAACCUCGGCGUUUGUCCGAAAACUAUGAAUAAGAGGCCAAAAGAUAUGUCAGUUAAGGCGAAGAAGCCUAAAACAGAAGCAGAUGCGGAUAUAAAGGAGCACGAGUGUGAGGGCCUCAGCCACGGAAUCAUCCGGGAGUUGCUCAGGCAACACUGCAAAGGCAUGUGGAGCGACAGCGAAGAUGAUAGCAAUUCAAACGGCAAAACACUGACAAAACAGCAAAAGGUAGUCAAAUGCAAUGAUGCCACCUUCGAGCCUCCUCAUGCUCAAGAAGGACACGCUUCACCGGAAGGCGCCAAAAGAAAAAUAAACAAAGACCUAACCACCGACAUGGUAGAGAGAGAAACAACGGAAACUAAGAUUGAGACAAUGCAGCAAGCAAGCCGCAGUCAUACAGCAGCAAUUGGGGGGCCUCCGCCCUUGCAGCACAACCCCCGACAGCGGCAAAAGCAGGGGAUCGACAAGGAAGAUGCAGCGGGCUUACAAGGAUUUGGUGGCGUAAAAAGGGCACUUCACCAGCCUCUAGCAGUAGAUGCCUCCCAUACAUGUAAGGGCAAGGCACUGGGGAAAUGGAACUGCAUGCGCAGGCGCGUGCACGCAGCAGUAAAAGCAGCGCCUGCUGCUACUACUUCUGCAGCUGCUGUGGGGGUUGAAGUGGAAAAGAAGGGACAACAAACAGCAGAGGGCACAGGGUCGGUGUCGCGGUCGCUGCAGCUGCUGAAGGCGAUGAGUGGCCUCCCUUCCCCUUCGACAGGGUCUAGAGAAGGCCUCAAGGAGGUAUCAGGUAAACCCACAGGUGGCAACAGCAACCCGAACAAGCAACAAGAGCCAGCAGCAACACGGGAAGCUCGCAAGGAAUUUAAUGAAGCUGUUCAAGAUAUCCGCAAAAUGGUGUACCCCCACCUCGGGCGGUUUCAGCGCCGUCAGUUCUUAACAACGGCUUUGAGAGCCAUGGGCAUUGCUGCUGGGAAGACCCAGAAGAUGCCCCUUCCAGAGCUGCGUGCUCGGCAGAAGGCGAAAGCCGAGGCAAUAAGCAAGCGAAGGGCAGAGGAGAAGACUCUGGGGGUGACAAGCCACAUUGACUAUCAGGGAUCGAUUCAAGAAGCAACUCGAUCGCGGUUGAAGCUGAAGGCACAAAAAGCUAGGAGGAAACACCUGCGCGACACCUUCAAACACGCUGGCAAACUCAGCAGUAGACAGAAAAACAGAAAAGAUGUAGCCUCGUGA